AUGCAAAAUUCAAUUUCUUUUUCUAUAGAUUCGAUCAUUUCCAGAACAGACCCUCCAAAACAAAAAAACAAUGACGGUAAAACCCUUUUAAGCCGCGGUCCACUCAGUGCAAUGCAGUGCUUGGUUGAGCUGACUUCUCAGGGUGAUUAUUACUUGGAGGAGGCCAUUCCCAACUGUAGACCGGGACAAGAAAAAUUCAGCAAGCACUUUCAUGGAGAUAACUUAUCCGACAAGUCUUCUACGGUUCUGUUAGGUAAGUAAGCAUCCUUUUACCUGAUUCGUUGCAAGAAAAAAUGUUUCUAAUUGCAAUUAAAAAAAACGCUGGUCGAAGGUCCUGUGGAUACAAACGCCGUCGUCAUAAAACUCUGAUCGUAAACGGUUACUGUUCAUCACUUUACUGUCUGAAAGUGGGGCUGGAAAUUGCAACUACUAAGAAUCGAAGUUUUAGCUUCUCUGUAUUUAGUAGGACCAGCUUUUAACGCUUUAUGUCUCAAAACAUCUUUAUUUCUCUUAACAUGUACUUUAAAUUCUAACCGACUUUUGUAGUUCAGCUCCCACCGAUUGAACGAAUGGCAGAUACUUCUUAUAAACUUAAACACAGUGCGCUGAGUUCUCUUCUUUGUUUUUCAUUUAUUGUGCACCAGGGGACGACAGCCAGCCCAGUCCAAGCUCACCGAGUGGAAGCGACGAGUUGGAAUAUGAACAAGGAGAUCAAAAUUCUGACAGCGAGGGAGGAUCCAAAUCACGGCGGAAAAGGACGGCAUUUACAAGCCAGCAACUUUUAGAACUUGAAAGAGAAUUUCACACCAAAAAGUAUCUUUCGCUUGAAGAAAGAUCACAGAUUGCAAGAACAUUGAAACUGAGUGAAGUUCAAGUAAAAAUAUGGUUUCAAAACAGACGAGCGAAAUGGAAGCGAGUAAGAACUCUGGGCGGACCUCAGGCUCACGGCAACAGAAAACUUCACGCUCCAAAGCUUGUUGUACCUAUCCCGAUUCAUGGUAACAGAUACAGACCACAGAACCAAAUUCACAUUUCUUGA
Messenger RNA from Porites lobata, 1039 nucleotides. The record is from the annotation of a GenBank genome assembly. Lineage: Eukaryota; Metazoa; Cnidaria; Anthozoa; Scleractinia; Poritidae.